This is a messenger RNA of Sclerotinia sclerotiorum 1980 UF-70, 180 nucleotides long. RefSeq lists its product with no specific name. The record is from RefSeq and is a predicted model, not a curated record. Bases 1 to 180 code for a protein of 59 amino acids. The transcript has a single exon. NCBI's taxonomy places the organism in Eukaryota, Fungi, Ascomycota, Leotiomycetes, Helotiales, Sclerotiniaceae.
AUGUCAUCUACACAAUAUGUCAUCUACCAUCUACGUAAAGUUCUAAGUCUGAUUAAUGGGUCAAUCACCACAGUUCCAAUGAACGCUUUCCAUUCCUCAACUGUGCAUGUACCCCCGUACUCCAUAGAUGGUCUUUGGACGAAUACCGGUACAUGUAUGCAUGUGCCUCUCCGCUCAUAA